ACUUCUUCCUACCCCUCUGGACGGUCAAAGUGUAAACGCAGUUAACAAUAGGCUACAGAUGCAGUCAAACUGAAGCCGAACUCUUACAACAUUUUGUUUUAUUUCUAGACGCGAUGGGAUCACUAUUGAAAAGCAGCAUUUUUAUUCUCCUGGCGUUCUUUCAAGCUCUUGUUUCGGUGGGAGCAGAAGGAAAUGGACGACUCCUGCACAGGCAGAAGAGAAACUGGAUCGCACCACCCCGAAAGCUAAUUGAGAACCAUGAUUACACCGGCCUUAAUUGCUUUGCUAGAAUUCGCUCUGAUAAGGAGGAGUAUGCAACGAUGCUCUACUAUAUAACAGGGCCUGGUGCUGACCAGGACCCUGUUGGUAGAUUUCGUAUUGACCAUAGCACUGGCUGUUUGAGAGUCUAUUCCAUUCUGGAUCGAGAGGAGAUUGCCUUCUAUCGUUUAAGAGGUGUGGCAAGAUACACCAAUGGGACCCAGGCUGAAAAAUACAUUGACCUUAAUAUCACCGUCGAGGAUGAGAAUGACAACGCGCCAGUCAUUAAAUUACAGCAAGUUGGAUAUGUCAAUGAAUCUAGUCGAUCAGGUGUUGUUAUCAUGAAAAUAAUAGCUACUGAUGCCGAUGAUGAGAGAACAGAGAACGCCCAGCUCUCGUACAGCAUUGUUGAGCAGGCUAACACAGCUGGGUUGUUCUGGAUGAACUCUCGAACUGGAGAGCUCAUGGUUCAAAGUACCUCACUGGAUCGGGAGAAACAAGAUACAUAUAAGUUAAUUAUUAAAGUCUGUGAUUUAAAUGGACGCCCAGGAGGACGAACGUCAACUGGAGAAGUCGAGAUCCGACUUGUUGACAUAAAUGACAACAUUCCAACGCUGGAAAGAGAAACAUAUGAAGGGCGAAUUGAAGAGAACACUGUCGGUGUGGAAGUUAUGAGGAUAAAAGCCAUUGAUAUGGACCUAAUUCACACAGACAACUGGCUGGCUGCUUUCCAAAUCGUUUCAGGGAAUGAGGGAGGUUAUUUCGAUAUCACUACGGAUCCAGAAACCAAUGAGGGAAUUAUCAUGGUUCGGAAGGCUCUCGACUAUGAGGAACUGAAGGUGAUGAACUUGCGUGUCAUGGUUUCCAACAAAGCAGCGUAUAAUUUUGGCAGCAGUCAGAUUGCGACAGGGGCAACAGGUAUCAAAACCUACCCAGUCACAAUUAAUGUGGUCAAUCAGAAGGAGGGACCUCGUUUCCAACCAAGCGUAAAAGUGGUGACUGUCUCAGAGGAGAUCACAUCCACCUCCCUCAGCAAAGUCAUAACUAAUUACGCUGCUAUUGACACUGACACACAAAAGAUUGCCACCAACGUGAGGUAUGCCAAACUCCGUGACAUUGACAGCUGGUUGAUUAUCGAUGAAAAGACAGCAGAUAUCAGGCUGAGUAAACUCCCUGACCGAGAGUCCGUGCACUUGAUCAAUGGAACAUAUUACGCAGAAAUUAUAUGCAUCAGCAAUGAUCUGCCCUCGAAAACUGCCACGGGGACCAUAGCUAUUCAGGUGGAGGACUUCAAUGAUCACUGCCCAAGACUGACCUCUAAAACUCAGACCAUGUGCCUUCAGGAUAGUGUGAUCUAUGUCACUGCUGUAGAUGAAGAUCACUUCCCCAAUUCAUCACCAUUUGAAUUUACCGUGGUUGAAGAGGGCACCACAGGGAAGUGGAGAGUGGAGCAUUUUAAUGAAACUACAGUCAUUCUGCGAGAAGAAAACUAUUUGUGGCCUGGCAUCCACAAAGUGACACUGAAGAUCACAGACCAGCAGGGAAAGUCAUGUGCUGAUGCUCAGAUAAUAGAUUUGACUGUAUGUACCUGCAAUAAAAACACCAAAUCCUGUGUGUCACGCUCUACGUCGACUGCAACUUUUGGAGCUGCGGGUAUUCUGCUGAUGUUGCUGGGACUGCUGCUGCUGUUUUUGGUGCCUCUCCUGUUGCUCUUCUGCCUGUGUGGGAGUACAGCGGCUAUCGGCGAUUUCAAGUCUAUUCCAUACGACACAAAGCAACAGCUGAUCUCAUAUCACACCGAGGGACAGGGAGAAGACAAGGAGGUUCCUCUUAUGCAUGUCCCAGUGGAGGUUGAUGGUGGUGCAGUGACUAAGGAUGUCAACAUGUUUGAGGGACAGGGAUACCUUGGAGGGCUGGCUGAGUUAGGAGGAGCAGCAGGUGGAAGAGGGCCCUAUAAAGGCGGUGCUAUAUACACAUCCAAUAUGACAGCUGACAACGUGAACCUGUACAACAAGUACAAAUACUCCAGUGGACAGAAUAUGGACUUCCUGAAUACAGGAACGAUGUCCAGACAAGAUAUGAAUUUCUCUCAAUACAGAGGUGGGGCAUGGGAUGGCAUGGCUCUAUCUGAGGAAUUUCUAUGGGACUACUAUGUAACAAAAUCCGAUCAUGCUGCACAGCAACCUCAAGUGAAGGACAGUAUGCUGAUCUACAACUAUGAGGGUCAAGAGUCGCUGGCAGGUUCUGUAGGCUGCUGCAGCCUUCUUGAAAAUGAUGAUGAUCUUGCAUUCCUUAAUGACCUCGGGCCUAAAUUCAAAACCCUAGCUGAGAUUUGCCAGGGAUCAACCAUGGUCACUGAAUCUGUAGAUGUGGCAGUUUCUUCCACUCCAGUCAGACCCGUCUCUCCUUUGAGGCCUUCCACCUCAACACACACCCAUGUCCGUAGUCACACAGAAACCAUCAGGGACAGGGAUCGCGUCAAUAUUAACACCCUAAAUACCUCCAAUGUAUCAUCCGGAUCUUCUACCGUUAUCCAAGAGGAACGUAUCACUGGGAGAGCACAGAGUUCAGCAACUCUUCCCAAUGUACACGUCCAGGACAACAUAGUGAUUCCCAGUCAGACACUGCUCAUACAGCAACCUGCUAUGUACUAUGCUGCUACGCCCAUGUAUGUAGUCGAGUCCAAGCCCCAAGUAAUGCUUGUGGCAGGAGGCACGCAGCAGGCAGUGGGUUCAGUAGGCCAAGCUGGGCUAAGUCAUGGGCUGGUGCAAGUCAGUGGCCUCCAAAGUUCCCAGGGUGUGGUACUUGUUGAUAGACAGGGGGGAAUAGGUGAAGCAACAGGGCAGGCAGCACAAGGACUUUCACAAGGAACCAUGUCCAGGUCUAGACAACUAUUAGUGGUGGAGAAUGGAUCCUCAGGAGGAGAGCAAGGUGUGCAUUUAGCGCAGGGCUUUGUGCAGACUGGACAAAGGUCUGCAGAGCAGGGCUUUGAAGUCCGAAGCGUGCCAGUGAAAGCUCAGGGUUUUUCAGUGGGUUCGCACAGUUCUCUAGGGUCAAACGAGGAAGCUAAGCUGACAGUCACACCCAAGUCACAUGGGACCAAGAGAGUGGUUGUGCAGCAGAAAAAGGUCUUGGUGACAGAGAGAAAUUUGGAGUCUAGUUCAAGAGCUUAGAGCAACCGUUUUCUGUAGCCUCGCUACAAAUAUUACUCUUGUUUUGACAUGUAAUGAUAUACUGACUGGACUGGAAUGUACUACAGUACACCAACAUGCUGUAUUUCUAUUAAUGCAGAUUAUUAAUUGUGGUAUAAACUGGAGUUUGGUCUGCUUGACCCAAAGUCUUAUACUGUAGGUUCUCAUCCACCGACCUGAGAAGUUAGUGUGUAAUACAGACUGUAAGGUGCAAUUAGCCAUCAGAGGCUGGAUUUUCAAACUGACACUAGUUAAAAAAAAUCUCCCUUUUUUCUAUACCAAGCUUGUAUUUGUCUUGAAUGAUAUGUCAAAAUUCAGUUCUGUCAACAGCAGGGGAAUACAAUACAGUGUUGACUAUAGAGAGGAAAGAAAGCGUAAAAUUUUACACGGUCUUACGUGACUUCUGUUAUUAGAACCCAGCCGAAGGAAAAAACAAAACAUUGAGUUCACUUAACAGACCUAUAUGUGCUACAUUGUUUUUAGGUACAAAACUAAUAUGGCUUCGGGGCAGUAAAACAACUAGUCCUAAACCAGUUUUACUUAAACUUUGUGUCCUUUAAAAAGAGAAAGUAAAGUAAAAACAUGUCUACACCCUUACAUUGGGCAGCAAUAGCUGUCAGAUCAUUGCAUCUCCUGUCUAUCAUAGCUUCCAGCCUGCCAAGCUGCUGUACGAGCGGGAACUGCUGCACUGUUUUUGAGUGAUCCCCAAAGGCUACGGUACUGAAUAAAUCAACAGCCAGAAAUCACAUGCAUGAACUUGAUAUUCAAUUAAAGCGCAACAGAUAGGUCUAAACAGAUACAUCCACACUCCAGGAAAAACACAACGUGAGCGCUAUACAUCUUAGUAAGACUUUUUGCAAUGAAAAUUCCCACACAGGAUUAUUUUCUGCUUAGCGAUGCAUAUAGUCUUCAAAAGAACACAGUUUUUGGCAGAGGUAGAGGCUGUAGAUUUUUCAUUUAUCUUUAAAGGCUGUCAAUAUUAGAUUUAUUGCACAGACUGAUGUAUUAUUUUAGAGUGUUGUGAUUUUUAAGGUGCUUAAUUUGUACAUUGGUAUAUUUGUUUAGCCGUGACUAAAGUUGUCGUCAUGCUAACUGUUAGAUCGUUCACCUACUUCAUAAUGUGUUCAGAAGCUGUACAGAAACUAGAUAAAUACUGAGUGUGCUCAAAUAACACAACUUCUAUUUGAACUGUUGCACUAUUUUUAUACUUUUCCUGAAAGUAUGCAUUUUAUAUAUAUAUAUAUAAGUAUUAAUUCCAUGAGAUUUAAGUGCCAAAGCUGAAGAAAUGUAUUCUGUGCGAUCAUUGCCAGAUUGAUUUUGUGUGUGUGUGUGUGUGGCUGUGUGUGUGUGUAAUGGGAUGGGAUGAGCUUGCCAGUUUAAUGCUGCUGUUCUUGCUACUGACCUGUAUUUUUAAGCCUGCUUUAUAAAAUGCUGUAAGAAUAUAGCAGUGCAGGGUUAAGCCACGGGGAUAAUUAAGAUGUUUGUAUUUUAAGGGGUUUUUCAACUUGUAUCACAAUAAACUCAAACAGAAAAGAA
Oreochromis aureus is the source of this 4985-nucleotide messenger RNA. RefSeq names its product desmoglein-2-like. Gene Ontology annotation, cellular component: plasma membrane; desmosome. The coding region runs from base 114 to 3431 and encodes 1105 amino acids. The record is from RefSeq and is a predicted model, not a curated record. Gene Ontology annotation, biological process: homophilic cell-cell adhesion. Gene Ontology annotation, molecular function: calcium ion binding. The transcript is spliced from 14 exons. NCBI's taxonomy places the organism in Eukaryota, Metazoa, Chordata, Actinopteri, Cichliformes, Cichlidae.